AUUAUUCACUUGCUCAGCUGCAGCUAAGAUCAAGGUCAGUAGACAAACUGAGGUAGCAUUUUUUGAAUUAAUAUAAUUUGGUGAUUCUCAAAGGACUAAUUUACUGGUAAAUGGGUUGAUUAACACAAUUAAUAUAAUAGAUAUUUGAAGAACAACUUUACAAAGGUUCUGGAAUCUUUUGUAGAAUACUUUCUCAAAAGUAUCAUUGCCGCCAAAAACUGGGCGUAUAUUAAAUUCAAUUGUUGAUAAUCAGUUUUUUAUUCAAUUUGAAACACCAAAAUGUCUGGAAAAUUAAUGCAAAGCCUUACCGAUCUUAUUGUUCUUGUCGGAGCAGAUUGUAAUUCUGGCCUAAAACCAAUCAAGACAGCAAGCGAUUACGACAAGGAUAGAGAGAUAGUGAAGACUGACUUUGAUCCUCAACUGCUUGCGGCUAUAACUGCAAAUACAGCUUACUUUCCUUUCGAAGAUCCACCUGUUGAUCCGAAAUAUCCCCAGGGAGUAGCUCAAGACUUAACUCUUGUCUUUCCUAGAGAUACUUUGCCUCAUUAUGCUCAGAAACAAGAUACAAUUGAUUCAGCUCAAUUUUCGGAAUGGUUUCAACGCUCGUCCGAUAGUUCCUCUUCCUCUUGUAUAUCCUCCGAAGGCUGCCCAUCUCCACAUUUACCUCCUACUUGUGUUCGCGUUCAAAGAGCUGCCUCUGUUGAUAGCAGUCUAUCGUCAAAUUCUGAUGUUUUUCUUCCAAAUGUUCCUGGUACGCAAAAGAAUGGUGGAAAAUCGUCAGGCAAUAGCAGAGAUAGUAUUGGAUCAAUAUCAAAUGAUAACUCUAAAUCACCUUACGGUACAAUGCAUCGGCGAAAGAUUAGUAGCGUACGUAUGACUCCAGUUCGCCAAAUUUCCCAGGCCAAGCGUUCACACAAAUCAGAAUCAGAUUUAGAAACGAACGAAUUAGAAAGUGAAGUCCUGGAAAUGUUACGUUGUCUACCUCAAUUUUGCUUUCCUGAAGGAAUGCGCGUUUCAACCACUAAGAGACCCGAUUCUAUCCAUCACUUAGUAUUGACAGGUGUAUGCGGUGAAAGAUUUUACGCAACCUGCUUACGGAUUCAUAAAGCUGCUAGAAUACAAUCGGAUGAAGAUGGUACAUUUAAAAUAGUAAAAUUAACUUUAAACAAAGAUGAUGCUGACGUAUUUGUACCGUGUUGCUAUGUUAUGAUAUCUCAAAUUCCUUAUUUUUCUGUAUUUAAGGAGUGUCUAUCCAAAAUGAGAAGUCGCAUGCGUUGUAAUCAUGAUAAAGAAGAUGAAGUUUUAAAGUUAUACGCAUUACAGCUGACAAGAACAAUUACUCCACCACCAGGUUCUAUGCACUUGGCAAUGCAAUUGGAAGAUGUUCGAAUACUUUUACCGUCAUCUUGUUUCGCUGAUCAUCCAAUAAUUGACUUUCCUUUAUCAAUUUUGUUCUUUUUACUACCUCUUGAGUAUAUUUUACAGAUAAUAUCUUGCAUGCUAACUCAACACAGAAUUGUUAUAAUUAGCUCCAAUUAUUCAGUUUUGACUAUCGCUGCUCAGGCGCUUAUACAUUUUAUAGAACCAUUCGCCUGGAAUUUUCCUUUUGUACCGAUCCUAUCAAAGACAACAUUGGAACUUUUAGACGCUCCUGGCUCUUUUUUAUUCGGCUGUCAUUCCCAGCAUCGAAACGAAGUUCUGAAAAUUUCGGAACUAAUAGUCGUGGAUAUUGACGAAAGAGAAUUAGGCACAUGCGCAUCACUAAAAUUACCGACCCUUCCUCAGGAUUCAGCUUACACUUUCAAAAGAUCAUUCCGUAAAAUCGGUUUACACUACGAUGUUGCUAAUCUGGAUUCGGCAGCUCUUUUUAACAUCAAUCAAGUUAAAGAAUCAGCUAUAGAACAUAGGAGAAAAGUUAAUAUGCAAAUUUCAGCUAUUUGCCUAGAACUAAUGGUUAAUUUAUUUCGAGAUGUCUUACAAUUCAUAAAACCAAAAACUAAAUACUUUGAUAAAACUGCAUUCUUAAAAAUUCAGAGGAGUGAAGAUGUAUUCUUUUUUGAACAAGUCAUUCAAAGCGAAUCGUUUAAUGGAUUCUUAAAUGAUAGAUUUGAAGGUAAGAAUGAUCGUUGGACACAACUCGAAGAAGCUACUAGAAGAAAAUCAAAAACUUCUAAUAGAAGUUUUUCAUCCUACGAAAAUUCUAACAUAAGGAAGGGGAGAUCUGAACCGACUUCUCUAGCUCUAAGAUUAGCCUUUUUACCACCAUACGAAAUAUGGAGAUUACCAGAAUUUCAAAUGAAAUACUACCAAUCUUAUUACGGAACUUGUAUAAAAUCUAUUACAUCUAAACUUGAAAUUUGUACUUCACCAAAUCAAAGAGCUUCAUUUCUCUGUAUGAGAGGAAUUCUCAAGCUAGCCAAUAAUAAAGCUUUUUCAGCUUUUGAAGACUUUCACUCUCUCUUUUCGUUUAAUGCUAAACUCUUUCCAGCCAAAAUAGCUAAAGCGGCAUAUGAUGAAUUAAGUGAACAAGAUGUUGAUAUUCUGAAAGACCAAAGAGCUUUUCAUAAAUCCGAAUUAUUUAUGAUAAUGAAUUGCAAUAAUGCACCACUGCCUUCGAGAUAUGAAGAAGCAGUUAAAAUGAAAUGGGAUCGUAUUCCGACUUUACCAGUUUCUUUAAGUCAAUUCCGCGACGUCCUUGAUGCUCUAGAUAUACAUUUACGACCGAUAACGAGUCAAACUCUUUUUGAAGUCUUAUGUAUGUGUGGAGAUGAUGAACCUGGCUGCCAAGUGGUUUAUCCAGAAGUAUUUGAAGUAUUUUAUACAAGAUGGAAAGAACAGGAAGUGAAAAGAACUAACGUUUUAAAAACCGUAAUAGGACUCUAUUUUAAUGAUUUUAUCAUAAAAAACAUUAACGCUCUUCUCUCCCCUAAAAAAAUAGAAUUGAUUAAGACUGAUUUUGGUAAUGGUAGAAUUAUACUAACUUCUAAAAGGAUUCACUUUUUACAAGAAGGAUCUAAAAAAUGUUUGGAAGUUGGAAAAUUAUAUGAUAUUAUUAAAGUUGAAAAAAUUAUGCAAAAAUCAUUUGUGACAAAUGUACCUGCACUAAAAUUACAUCUAAGAAAUAAAUCUACCUUUUCCGCCUGCUUUAAAGAAGAUCGCGACGAAUGGUAUUGGAUUAUUGUAGAAAUGCAUCAUGGAAAGUUAGCUGCCGAAGAAGUUCGAAAUUUAUCUAUUGUUUCACAAGCGUCCUCUAAUGUUCAACUUAUAAUAAGUCUGUUUCAAAGUAAAGAUGAGAUUCCCAUGUCUCCAAACACUUUAAAUAAUUUUGCCCAACACCUGGCCCAUUUUUUCACUGAGAGACAAUACGGCAAUUACACUCUUACAGAAAUUACUAAACAGAACCUCUUACAAGUUAUUGAUCCAAAUGAUGAUGAAGAAGAAAGAAAAUCUGUUGAAAGCUUGUUAUAUUUGACAGGAGCAUGGGACUCUGGUGACAUGACGGAACCCAAGCUAUGGGUUGGAAUGGGAAGCGGUAAAGUUUAUAUUUACGAUGCAUCAACGUGGAUUGUUACCAAAGUUAUUGAAUUAUCCGGAAAUAGAAUUGUUUUUCUUUUGGGACUUGGAGAUCAAGUGUGGGCUGCAUCGUUAGACUCAACAAUAUACGUUGUCAACAAACGUACAUUACAAAGUAACUAUCGUCUAGUAGGACAUAGCGACGCGGUUACUUGCCUUUGCUUCCACAAACCAACAGGAAUUGUUUAUAGUUCGUGUAUCAAUGGGGAAAUAGUCUGUUGGGAACAAUCGAGCCUACAGCAGAAAAAAAAGUUUACUGUCGAAAAAUUAAAUUGUCUACGAAGCAUUCAAAUUCAUGACAAUCACCUAUGGUGUUGUAGCAAAAAUUUCUUAAUGAAGUUGUCACUAGGAGGCGAAAAAAUUGUAACUGUUGAAGGAGGAAGUUCCAAUCUAUAUCAAUUCGCUAUAACAAACGAUAUUAUAUUUAUUGGAUGUGAACAUAAGAAUGAAGUUCGAUUCUAUAACACCUCUAAUGGUAAACAGCUUAAGAAGGUAACGAUCGAUUCUUGCAAAGGUAUAAGAUCAAUGAUUCUCUUUAAGGAUCACUUAUGGUUUGGAACUCAUGAAGGAAGAGUUAUCAUAAUGGAAAUUAAGAAUCCUAAAAAAUACCAUGCAUUGGAAUUUCAUAAAGAUUCUGUUAGGUGUAUGACGAAUAUAGGCGAUAGAUAUAUAGCAACAGGAUCAGCCGAUGGUAGAUACGCUGUUUGGAGAUCUGACCUUUCUGAUCCAAGAAAUUAA
Dimorphilus gyrociliatus is the source of this 4311-nucleotide messenger RNA. Lineage: Eukaryota; Metazoa; Annelida; Polychaeta; Dinophilidae. The record is from the annotation of a GenBank genome assembly.